GACACUUUUUUAGUCUAUUUCUAGUGGUAUGGUGGUCGAUUAACAAUAUUUUUCAUAUUGAGUUCUAAACAAUUUUAGCGGGAAGUUGACAAUAACUAAUUAUUGUUAAAAAUGAGUGUCGAAGAGGAUGUAAUGAAAAUUCAAAAGAAAUUAACUAAAAUGACUUCAGAGGACGGAACUGGACAAGAAGAUGCUCUUGAAUUAUUAAAAAAUCUGCAAACGAUGGCGAUAAAUUUGGAUGUAUUAACGAAAACAAGAAUAGGAAUGACUGUAAAUGCUUUAAGAAAAUCAAGUAAAGAUGAAGAAGUGAUUUCACUAUGUAAGACAUUGAUUAAAAAUUGGAAAAAAUUCCUUUCUACUCCCAACACACCUUCUAAAGAUUCAGGCAGUUCAUCAAAGCCUAAAAAAGAUUCAAGCAAGGAUAAAGAAAAGAAAGAGGACAGAGAAAAAGACAGGAAACUACCAGCAUCAUUUCCCCCACAAUCAAAUACAACUGAUGCUGUUAGACUAAAAUGUCGAGAACUGUUAACCCAGGCCUUAAAGAUAGAUGGAGAAAAUCCAAACUCAUGUGGAACACCAGAAGAGUUAGCAGAAGAGCUUGAAGAAUGCAUUUACACCGAAUUUAAGAAUACUGAUAUGCGAUAUAAAAAUAGGGUUCGUUCAAGAGUUGCAAAUUUGAAGGAUCCUAAAAAUCCGACAUUACGUACCAAUUUUCUCAAUGGUGUAAUAUCAGCAUCUAGGCUAGCUAAGAUGACUCCUGAAGAAAUGGCCAGCGAUGAGAUGAAGAAUUUACGAGAGAAGUUCAUCAAGGAAGCAAUUGAUGAUGCUCAAUUGGCAACUGUACAGGGUACCAAAACAGAUAUGCUCAAAUGUGGCAAAUGCAAAAAGAAGAAUUGUACUUACAAUCAGCUGCAAACCAGAAGCUCUGAUGAGCCAAUGACAACCUUUGUUCUUUGCAAUGAGUGUGGCAACCGUUGGAAAUUCUGUUAAAACUUCCUAAAGUUACUUAGAUAAGAAGUAUAUAAAUAUUUUAACAAUAAAAUACUGUACUUCUCGUAAUACAUAUAUAACUAUGGAAUCUGUAUUUUUGUUUUGUCACUAUGAAUUGACUUGGCUUUAUCACUGACUGGAAUCAUGAUCAGUAGUCAAUGACUUAUUAGUUAAUUUUAAUAAAUUAAUUUGCUUAAAAUAUAAAGUUUCAUUUUAUAGGGUUUAUUUAAUAAAACUUAAAUUGCGAUCAUAAUUAUGUAUUCAUCUAUUAUUUCACUUAUUUACAAUAACAGGAAUGAGUCCUUUAGGACACGGAAUAAACAUAUAAACUGGCAUAUUUCUUACCAAAGUCUUAAAAGCUAAAGUUUUACAAUAAAGAUUUAAGUAAUUCUGGACAUAUAGUUUAGGAAUAUAGCUCCUAUUUUCAUACACAAAAUAUAAAAAUUGAUAUUAUUUUUUUAUAUUUAUGUUGUGAGAAUAUUGUCUGCAUUUUGAUGAGACAAAUCCAACAUUCUCGGUGUAUUACACAAUGUUGCCAACAUUAACACAAUUAUUAUCUUCAAAAUAUAAAUUAUGUGAAGAAUUCUAAGAAAAAAAUAAAAUUAUAGUAUC
This is a messenger RNA of Papilio xuthus (Asian swallowtail), 1602 nucleotides long. It is a transcript of the gene TfIIS, whose product is annotated as RNA polymerase II elongation factor. Gene Ontology annotation, molecular function: nucleic acid binding; zinc ion binding. The transcript is spliced from 2 exons. NCBI's taxonomy places the organism in Eukaryota, Metazoa, Arthropoda, Insecta, Lepidoptera, Papilionidae. Bases 112 to 990 code for a protein of 292 amino acids. Gene Ontology annotation, cellular component: nucleus. Gene Ontology annotation, biological process: DNA-templated transcription; transcription elongation by RNA polymerase II. The record is from RefSeq and is a predicted model, not a curated record.